AGAAGUGUUUUAUUUUUACUUCCUGAUCAGCGCUGAAGGACGCUUGUUGAAAGCCUGAACGCGUGAACUUAUUGAUGGUGCAAGCAGUUUUUGUACCGAACAUUAGCGAACCAACCUUCAAGCCACCCGUGCAAGAGCUGCAAUCGCUGAUAGUAUCCCAGAAGACCCAAUGCGUCCCUUUGCCUGCAGCAAAACUGCUCGCCACAGAACAGAUCACUCUACACCAUACUGCCUUGCUGCGAAGGAUUUCCCAUGGUACGCAUCAAUCGAAGCCCGGGAUGACCAAGGGAUCACAGCAUGAAUCUGCCAGAUCUUUCUCUAGGGCCCCAAACCAUAUGUAAGGGGAAGUGGAUCGCCCACGACUGCCUACCCAAAAACUGCUGACCUCUUUGAUGGUACAGCCAGAAUCCAAAAGGAGCAACUCCAGAGAGCUCCUGCAUGAUGUGCAAUCUUAGUAUCUUCAUCAUUGCUGCGCCCACUUAACUAAUCUGCAACCAUGUGCCACCACCAACCAGACACAGAACUGCGAUGACGGCAGCGGUUAUUGGUAACCCUCAAUGUUCGACUUGUGCCCUCUCAAAAGGCGCAUGUCUCCGGCCAAAACACACCCCAGGAAACAGUUACCAGUACUCUGCAGAAAAUUCUCAGUACAUGACUGUGCAGUGCAAAGGAGUUAAUGAGCAUCACACAGGACUUGGUAGUGGCCACUGGCUGAUGCUGAACCCAUCAGGCAACUGCUUUGGAG
This is a messenger RNA of Coccomyxa subellipsoidea C-169, 745 nucleotides long. RefSeq lists its product as hypothetical. The transcript has a single exon. The coding region runs from base 75 to 341 and encodes 88 amino acids. Lineage: Eukaryota; Viridiplantae; Chlorophyta; Trebouxiophyceae; Coccomyxaceae. The record is from RefSeq and is a predicted model, not a curated record.